CUUGUCUUAUUCUUUUUUACACGAUCCAUACUACGACUAUCAUGUCUUGCCUACACAUGACGAACAGGCACUAGUCGACAACAUGACAGGUUGGAUUUUGGACAGCACCACAAAGCUUUAUCUAAAAGCACACUUGCUUCUUUGUCCCCGUCAAGACAUGUGCUUUGGAGACCGAUUCAAAAGAAAUUACACCUCGCAAUUACCUUUUCUAAGUUGUGGUCACUGUGACUGUGGAUCUCACUGCCACAGGAAGCAGAAUUGCUGUCCAUGGAGGUCGUAUACUCAGGACAGAGAAACCAGUCCUGAAUAUAUCUCCUACAAAAACCGCGACCUUUCUCAAGACAUCAGAAAUGACAACCUUAGUAAUGUCCAACUUCAAUGUAUUACUCCACAGGUCAAUGGAAAUGCUCCUUUUCAUCUUAGAUCGGAAGACUCAUAUCUCUUCGUUGCCCAGUGCUUACAUAAUGAUGAUAUGGAAACAAAACGAAGGUGUGAAAACAACACUGACUUUCAAGACAUUUUUCUAUAUCAGCCUGUAUUCUCGCUUGCCUCUAAUGAAACGUUCAAAAACAAGGAUUGUGCUAUUUGUAAUGGAGAAACUGUUGAAAAUCUUGUUUACUGGAUACCAAUUUUUAUUUGCUCCUCAAAACGAACUUUCUACCAAACUUACACUUACAGUUGGAUCCAAUCUCUAGUUCACGGAGAGAACUCCCCAUGCAAUAUUGCAUUCUUACCCCUAGAUACCAGAAUGGUAACCAAAUGCUAUAAAGAAGAGAAUUAUGUUAGUACAUGUAACAUUGACAAUCAGCUAACGUCAGUUGAUCCUAUCAUUUUCGAGGCCUGUGCUUCAGACUAUGUAAAUUAUUAUUUGCACUGCCUCUCUCCGUUCCAAACGACUCUAUACAAGAAUAUUUUUUGUGCGAUGUGUAAUUCUGAAUACUGGGAGUCAAAGCUUACGAUCGAAUGCAUUUCGGCAAACAUCCAGACGAAGAAAAACUGGCCGUUUGCAGCGUUUUCGGCAGUCAUAGAUUUUGAGGAGAAUGGAGAACGGAUUCAACUUAAAAAAGAUACAAAAUGUCAACACAACGCUUUCUACGAAAAGGAACUGGACAAAUGCAUUCCAAUUUCGUGUGAAGAUGGAAUGAUUUACAGCGAUUUCAAAUGUGAACCGCUCUUUUCUUUUAUUCUGCAAAACAAUUACGAAAUAAACUUACUUUUCCAACCCAUUCUCAAUAUUUCACACAGUCGUCGUGAAAUUUUAAUCGAUAUCAAUCUUUUUUUGAUCAAGUUUGCAAAAGACAACAAUUUCUACGACUCAAUUUGCUUCUGUACCAUAUAUACUUAUCCACGCAAAACAUUGUGGACACAUGAAGACUUUUAUUUUGUUGCCAUAAUCAAGUUAUCUAUCGAUUACUGGCAUAAUUCCAAAGAUCUCAUUCAGCGUCUGAAUACUGCCAUCGCAUCAUUGGACAGUGUGGCCCUUCCUGGAUUUGUUGUCAGACAUGUCGGACAAUCCUUUCGAACUCGCUACAUUUUUGGGACAAACCUUAUCGAAGGCGUGCAAAAUCCCAUGAAUGACGAUAUUCUGGAACAACAUUCUGAAUUUGUAGGAAAACGAUUAUAUAAAGAUCAUGCGUGCUAUGACAGUGUGGCUUCAGAGCUAGUUUCCGUAGUUGCUGAAUGGUCAAUUUGCCCGAAAUUGAUAUUUGACACACGUGAUGUACACAUCUAUGUAUCUAACUUUUCUUUGUGUUUUAGCAACUUUCAAUUCUGUAUAGAUUCUUUGUAUUUUCGAUAUUCUCACGAUAAAAGCAAUGUAGAAGUGUGUUUUGAACAGUAUCUGGCAAAAAUGUCAAGGAUUUCUUUCAGAAAUUCAACAUCUGAAGGAUUUAAUUUUUAUACUUCGUUGGUGUGCACUACACUGUCGUCUAUUGGUUGCAUUACUUCUUUGGUCUCAAAUUUGAUCAUUCAUAAAAAAGAAAUUAUUCUGAAGAAGAACAUGAUAAUUGUGUCUUCAGUCUUAAUUCUUGCGAACACGGUGUACAUCCUCUCUCAAACCUGCCGCAAUGUAGUUUGCCACAUCCUCGAAUGCUUCAGUCAGUUUAGCUGGUUAACCCUUGUUAUUUUCAUGUUAAAAUCAUGUUUGUCAAUUUGCUGUUUCGGAAAAAAGAAAUCUGAUGAUCAUCCUUCAAAACUCGUUUGUCUGAAUUUCAUUUUAAGCCUAGUUCUGUCUGGGCUGUUGGUGUUUAUAACUGAAUUACUUGGUCAUAAACUACAUCUUGGUUCCUACGGCGACAGCUAUAUUUCCCGCUAUAGUACCAACCUCCCCACCUUGACUCUUUACACAUUCACCGUCCCGGUGGUCUUAUCGUCCAUUCUAAGUUUAUUUGUGUUCUUUUUCAUUCUUCGAAAACCGCAAAAACUCUCGUAUUAUAGUUCUUUUGACUUGCAGAUAGUGACCACGUUCUGUAAAAUGUCUGUUACCGCGGCUUACACUUGGUUGUUUCAUUAUCUGUUUCAGAUUUAUCAGCUGCAGGUAUUUUACACCUUACAUUUCUUUUUUAUGGCAAUCAUGGGUCUUGUCAUGUCUUUCGCCUUUGGUUUAUCCUCCAAAAGGAAUCAUUGCAAUCCUGAACAAGGAAAACUAGAAAAUAAGAAGGUUUAA
Messenger RNA from Magallana angulata, 2665 nucleotides. RefSeq lists its product as uncharacterized. The transcript is spliced from 2 exons. Lineage: Eukaryota; Metazoa; Mollusca; Bivalvia; Ostreida; Ostreidae. The coding region runs from base 83 to 2665 and encodes 860 amino acids. The record is from RefSeq and is a predicted model, not a curated record.